AUGGUCGGAAGCACUAAUGAGGCUAGUGGAAGCACACCAGUGUCAAUAUUGGCAAAAAACGGCAAUACCACGAGGGAAAUCACAGCUUACAAAGGUGGUAGUGGCGGGGCGCAAAACACCCAAGAGAGCACGCCUAGCUAUCGCCCCGCGGAGGAAAGCACGUAUAUGAACCCACAAAAGCUAAGAGUGGUAACUUCCGGGAAAGAUAAGGAGUCCAACGGCCCGGCCGCCACAGGGCAGCGGGUGGAAAGCAGCGUCGGCGCCGAGCAGGCGCGGUCUGCAAGCGGGGCGGGGUUAAAGAGCCCCAUGAGCGCCCUGGGCACUGCAGUUUCGUUUACGGUGUCGAAUAUCGCGGACAAGAUCUCACAUAGAGGCUCUAUCUCCGCGAGACCGUCAUCUGUGGCGCUCGCUGCGCAAGCUAAUAAUGGCGUUGGCGGGGGUGGCGCUCAGGGCGAAGAGCAACCGCCGGUCAACACAGGGACGCCUUUCGGGUCAUCUGCAGCGUCAUCGCGCCAGAACUCAGUUCAUAUUCCGGGUGAGUUCAUUUUCUUUGAGCCCACUAAUAGGCCGCAGUCUGCUUCCCCUUCGGCGAACUCAAGCGCCGUGCGCAAGUUGCCCCACCACUCGAACAAGGCUAUCAUCGAUUCACAGCCAGGUCCACAGGUUCCGUUCACAGAGUUUUUCCAGAAGCAGGACGACAAGAAGAUUCAUAUUUUGAUAGGCGCCACUGGCUCGGUCGCCACAAUAAAAGUGCCUGCAAUUAUUGACAAGUUGUUUAAGACAUACGGUCCCGACAAAGUGUCCAUCCAGCUAGUGGUCACCAAGCCAGCGGAACACUUUCUUAGAGGGCUUAAAAUAUCUACAGACGUGAAAAUCUGGCGUGACGAGGAUGAGUGGUGCGGCUUCAAGCGAAUGGGUGACCCAGUUCUACAUACAGAGCUACGGCGGUGGGCGGACGUGUGCCUUCUGGCCCCGUUGUCCGCAAACACCCUGGCCAAAAUUGCGAACGGCAUAUGCGACAACCUACUAACUUCACUACUACGGUGCUGGACGGCCUCCACUCCAGUGCUGGUUGCACCAGCAAUGAACACGUUCAUGUACACACACCCUGUGACCAAGAAACAUCUCACCAUGCUACAGGAGGACUGGCCUUUCAUAACGGUUCUGAAGCCUGUUGAAAAGGUGCUAGUAUGCGGCGACAUUGGAAUGGGUGGGAUGCGUGAUUGGCACGACAUUGUCGAUAUCCUGACAAAAAAGAUCUCUGAGAUCCGCGGUGGUGUCGGCGGUUCUGACGCCGAAGAAGAGGAUGGCGACGACGAUGACGAUGAGGCGGAUGCUAACGCGGCUGAUGAAACAGACAGCGAAGAUAGUGGGCUUGACGACGACGAUGAUGAUGACGAUGAAGAUGACGAUGACGAUGGUGAAGAGGGCAACGCGAACGGCAGUGGCUACAGGGAUCUCAAAGACCCCCAGAACGUAGAGCCGCUGGCUCCGCUGCGAAGCGCGCGCUCGGUGCAAGGCUCACAGUCUUAA
Lachancea thermotolerans CBS 6340 is the source of this 1533-nucleotide messenger RNA. RefSeq names its product phosphopantothenoylcysteine decarboxylase complex subunit CAB3 (gene CAB3). Gene Ontology annotation, cellular component: phosphopantothenoylcysteine decarboxylase complex. Gene Ontology annotation, biological process: coenzyme A biosynthetic process. The transcript has a single exon. The coding region runs from base 1 to 1533 and encodes 510 amino acids. Gene Ontology annotation, molecular function: FMN binding; phosphopantothenoylcysteine decarboxylase activity. NCBI's taxonomy places the organism in Eukaryota, Fungi, Ascomycota, Saccharomycetes, Saccharomycetales, Saccharomycetaceae. The record is from RefSeq and is a predicted model, not a curated record.